CUGCUACCCCACCUCCCUGCCGAAACCCAAGAGGGGAGCAGGAGUCCGCACAGCCCCUUUCCCGGAGGACACCCUACCACCCACCGCGCGCCGAGAUGCGCGGUCCGCGGUGCUCGGCGGAGCUGGCGUUGAGGGAGGCACGUGGGAGAGGCGGGAGUGGGGAGCGGGCACGUGGCCCCGCCCGCCCGGCCCCGUGCGUGCCCCCCGCCCCUCUGGGGAGGGGGCGGAGGCGGGGGCGGGCGGCGCCGGCGAGCGCGCGCGGCGGGCGCUGUCCGCGGGCCCAGUGCUGAAGCAGGUGCGGACGUGGCCGGCGCCCGGCCCGCGAAGACCAUGGCGUUCAUGGUGAAGACCAUGGUGGGCGGCCAGCUGAAGAACCUCACCGGCAGCCUGGGGGGCGGCGAGGACAAGGGAGACGGGGACAAGUCGGCGGCCGAGGCGCAGGGCAUGAGCCGGGAGGAGUACGAGGAGUACCAGAGGCAACUGGUGGAGGAGAAGAUGGAGAGGGACGCCCAGUUUGCACAGAGGAAGGCAGAGCGUGCCACCCUGCGGAGUCAUUUCCGAGACAAAUACCGGCUGCCCAAGAACGAGACGGACGAGAGCCAGAUCCAGAUGGUGGGGGGAGAUGUGGAGCUGCCCCGGGAGCUGGCCAAGAUGAUCGAGGAGGACACGGAAGAAGAGGAGGAGAAGGCCUCCGUCCUCGGGCAGCUGGCCAGCCUCCCUGGCUUGGACCUCGGCUCCAUCAAGGACAAGGCCCAGGCCACCCUGGGGGACCUCAAGCAGUCAGCUGAAAAGUGCUGCAUCAUGUGACCGCUGUCCCUGGGGCUGCCCACAGGAGGGCUCAGGGUGUCUCAGCCCCCCAAGGGACCCACACCCCGCCUGGGGCCCUGUUCUCCCCGCCCCGCCCUAGCCCCGGAACCCAUCUCAUCCAAGCUCCAAGCUGGCCUUCUGGGAGCAAAGCCCCCAGGACCACCCUCCGCUCAGCCUGGGGAAGGCUUCUGGGGAGUGUAGGGCCAGGCCCACGUUCCUGCACCCGGGAGCACAUGUGAGAGCCACACAGGGACCCAGCACACCAGCACGCGAGGGCAGAGCCCACGCUGGGCAGACGCGCCACGCCCAGGCCAGCCCCUCUGGACCCCGACACUCGGAUGCUCCCGGGGGGGCUCUGGGCGGUCGCCCUCUGCAGACAGGAGGCUGGAGCGCCAAUUUUCUCGUUGAUGAUCUUUGAAAGUCUCUGCCCCCUGGGCCUCAUUCUGUCCUCUGUGAAGUGGGACUGGGCCGGGCAGGUGUGGAGGGCCUCCCAGCCUCUCCCGUCCCUGUUCAGGGCAGCAGCUGCAGGCACAGCCUCGAGGGGGCCAGGCGCUGCUGUGCGAGGGGCGCGGCGCCAAGGAUGAAGCUGGCACGGAACAGCGGCCCAGGCGGCUCUGGGCCUUGUCUGGGCCCAGGGCCCAGCUCAUUUCUGUUCCUGUAGAAUUCUCUCUGGAUUCCAUAGCUGGAGUCUUCUCUCCCAGCUCAGUGACGAAUAAAGACCCCC
Oryctolagus cuniculus (rabbit) is the source of this 1531-nucleotide messenger RNA. RefSeq names its product complexin 3 (gene CPLX3). Lineage: Eukaryota; Metazoa; Chordata; Mammalia; Lagomorpha; Leporidae. Gene Ontology annotation, cellular component: terminal bouton; SNARE complex. The record is from RefSeq and is a predicted model, not a curated record. Gene Ontology annotation, biological process: neurotransmitter transport; synaptic vesicle exocytosis; regulation of neurotransmitter secretion. Gene Ontology annotation, molecular function: syntaxin binding.